Molecule: messenger RNA, 366 nt
Organism: Acanthoscelides obtectus
Lineage: Eukaryota; Metazoa; Arthropoda; Insecta; Coleoptera; Chrysomelidae
Source: the annotation of a GenBank genome assembly
AUGGAUGAUAUCGGUGCGGGUCCUUCUCAGCCAAAAAAAAGGAAAGUCACAUUUAAAAAUCCUAAUGCACUAACAGAUGCCGAAUUAUUAAGUAUUUUAGAAUGUUCGGACUCAGAUUUAGAGGAAAUACCAUCGGAUGUUGAUGAUUUUGAGCCAGAUUCUCAGUCAGAAGAAAGUUCUGAUGACGAUAAUGAAGAUAAAAGGUAUAUUUUUUGUUUUGUAUUGUUUUAUAUCGUAUAUUUUAUUGCAGACACAAGCUUGCCACCUCAAAACCCGCAAAUACACAAACCGUUACCUACGGCUGCGAUAGCCAGUAGCGAUACUCCAUCGUGGUGUGACGACCCGCCAGGAAUGAAAAGUAUUUAG